AUGGAAGUCUUUCAUCCUCCUCGACUAAAAAAGUCCUCCCUCUCCCUCCUCCCGCUCUCGUACAUUUCAUGGCUCUUCUUCCAUCCGCACUUCCAUUCUCGUUAUCUACCACCUAAACUCGACUCUCCUCCCCCGCCUCCUCUCAUCUUCUCUCGACUCCAAGCGAGUGGGACGAUCCGCAGCCUCCAGCUAUGGUCUCUCGCUUCCCCAUACUCAAUCCUCUCCUCCCGUCCACCUCUGAGAACGAUCAUCAUCCACACAACCUCAACAAUUCCCCCAUCGCCGAGCACAGCAGCCGCGAGCUACUCGUCCCAAGUUUCCCCCCGUCAUCCGGACGUCUCUCCUCCUCUCACUCCCUCCCAACUAUAUCUUCCUUCUCCAACCUCGAUCGACCGCCCCUCUAUCCCUCCCUACUCCUUCAACCGCGAGCCUCCCUUCUACCCGAGAAAGGUCUAG
Molecule: messenger RNA, 456 nt
Organism: Knipowitschia caucasica
Lineage: Eukaryota; Metazoa; Chordata; Actinopteri; Gobiiformes; Gobiidae
Source: the annotation of a GenBank genome assembly